GCUCCAUUGUUCGCAAGCACAAGAAAUUUUGUGCAGAGAAAAAGAGUGUUCUUGUGAAUGGAUUUAUUCAGGAAAGCAAUUUUGCAUCCAGGCCCCCCUCAGGAUUUCGCUCUUCAGACUGUCCAACAAGCUAUCAAACCUCAGAAGCAAGUGAAACUUGUUCAAGAUGAAAAUCAGUUGUUGGAAAAUAUUCUGCGGACUUUGCUUCAGGAGCUCGUGUCAGCUGCUGUUCAGUCGGGCGAGGAAAUUAUGCAAUAUGGUCAACCGAUAGAUGAUGGAGAUAUUUGUCGUGGUCAAAUCCCCCGUCUUCUUGACAUUGUUUUGUACCUAUGUGAGAAAGAACACAUUGAAGGUGGCAUGAUUUUUCAGCUUUUGGAAGAUUUGAACGAAAUGUCGACAAUGAGAAACUGUAAAGAUGUUUUCGGGUAUAUAGAGAGUAAACAAGACAUUCUUGGCAAGCCAGAGCUUUUUGCCAGAGGGAAGCUUGUGAUGCUGAGGACAUGUAAUCAACUUCUUCGUCGUCUAUCAAAGGCAAAUGAUGUUGUGUUCUGCGGUCGGAUUAUAAUGUUUCUUGCUCAUUUUUUCCCGUUAUCAGAACGUUCUGCUGUGAAUAUCAAAGGAGUUUUCAAUACGUCAAAUGAGACAAAAUACGAGAAAGAAGCCCCAGAUGGUAGUUCUAUUGAUUUCAACUUUUACAAAACCAUUUGGAGUUUACAGGAAUUCUUUUCGAAUCCUGGUUCUCUUACUCCCGCUCUUACAAAGUGGCAAAAAUUUAGUUCCAGUUUGACGGUUGUGCUGAAUACAUUUGAGGCUCAGCCUUUGAGUGAUGAAGAGGGCAGUGCUAUUAAUCUUGAGGACGAGGGAUCAAACUUCAGUAUAAAGUAUCUCACUAGCAGUAAUCUAAUGGGUCUGGAGCUAAAGGAUCCCAGUUUUCGACGACAUGUUCUGGUUCAGUGCCUUAUUUUGUUUGAUUAUCUGAAGGCCCCUGGAAAAAAUGACAAGGACAUGCCAUCGGAUACAUUGAAGGAAGAGAUAAAAACUUGUGAAGAACGGGCCAAGAAGCUUCUAGAAAUGAUGCCUCCUAAAGGAAAAGAAUUUCUACGUAGCAUUGAGCAUAUUUUGGAGCGUGAAAGGAAUUGGGUUUGGUGGAAGCGCGAUGGUUGCCCUCCAUUUGAAAAGCAACCGAUAGAAAAAAAACUAGCACAAGAAACUGGCAGAAAACGUCGGCCUCGGUGGAGAAUGGGAAAUAAAGAACUGUCUCAGCUAUGGAAAUGGGCGGAUCAGAAUCCGAAUGCGUUAACGAAUCCUGAGCGUGUCGGUACUCCUGCAAUUAUGGAUUACUGGAAACCAUUGGCUGAAGAUAUGGAUGAAUCGGCGGGAAUAGAAGAGGAAUAUCAUCACAAAAACAAUCGAGUAUAUUGCUGGAAAGGUUUAAGGUUUUCAGCUCGUCAAGAUUUAGAGGGAUUUUCUAGAUUCACUGAACAUGGCAUCGAAGGUGUUGUUCCUUUGGAGAUUUUGCCGGCUGAGGUGCGCUCCAAAAAAUAUCAAGCCAAACAAGCUGAUCGUUCCAAGCGUGCCAAGAAGGAUGACUCAAGAGGUUCUCUGCAGCAAGUGGAAGAAUCUCAGAGUGUAACACCACCGGCAAACGAGAUUGACAUGGAUGGAAGUAGAAACGAGAAUGAAGGCUCAGGAGCUGGUGGUGAAAGUGAUGGUAUGAUAGCAUUAUCUGUGGAUGUAUCCCAAGGUGACACGUCUGCCACUCCAGACGAACAUCAAAAGCAGAGCUCUGACGGUGAUGCUGAUGGUGAUGGUUUAGAAGCAGGUCAAAUCGAAGCAGAGGUGGGAAUGAAUAAUACGAUUGCUGACGGAGAGAUGGAUGCUGAGGCCGAUUUAGAUGUUGUCGCUUGAAGAAUACGAUUGUUUCGUUUUUGUACACUAAUUACAAGCUACAACAAAAGCUAAAUGCAAUUGGAUAUUAGUUCAUCUGGAAUUUGGGACCGGGCAUUUUCUUCACUUUUUGGCGUUAUUAAAUUGUUUGUAGAUUUUUCUCCCGCCCUGAGGUGGUCUGAUCAUUUUUCAGUAAGAUUUCCGUAGAUGUCUUAUUUUCGUAGAUAUCUGUUAGUUGAAAUUUGACAAGAAUUUUGGGGGUUGUCUGCUGAGUU
Messenger RNA from Erythranthe guttata (spotted monkey flower), 2162 nucleotides. It is a transcript of the gene THO1, whose product is annotated as nuclear matrix protein-like protein. Gene Ontology annotation, biological process: mRNA export from nucleus. NCBI's taxonomy places the organism in Eukaryota, Viridiplantae, Streptophyta, Magnoliopsida, Lamiales, Phrymaceae. Gene Ontology annotation, cellular component: THO complex part of transcription export complex. The record is from RefSeq and is a predicted model, not a curated record.